GAAAAGGUUGCUGCUGCGUGAUGCAACCAAGUGAAAGCCCACUGGUAGUUUUGCCGUUUGGUGGUUGAGGCCUGCCUUUCGUCACACUCAUGGCAUGCUCACGCGGUCAAGCAUGUACAAAUCAAAGAUUUAUUUUGCAGGCCGGCAAAGUAGAGCAUGCAUCUGUUACUGAAACGCAGUUUUUUCCCCCCCCUUUGCAAUCCUGUUGAACUGAACUGAUCUGAUUGCUAUGGUCCAAAGGAAUCAUAUGUUUCUCUGAGUCACCCCUCAUUUGCCUAGCAAGUAGCAGACAACUACGGAGCAGAGCCAAUUAUCUUAUCCGAAUCUGUCGAACAGUUUCAGGUGACACAAAGGCUGCGGACCAGGGACCACGGCGAUCAAAGAGCCCGGUGCGUCAACUCAAACUGCACCAGAACUAACUACCAAACCCAUCCAAGAACAGCUUCUUCAGCAACCUCCGACUGCAUGCCAGCUGCCAGUAUAUAAGGGCACCAAACUCUCUGAGUUGCCAUCAUCAAACUCAAGUGCAACAGCUUCCAGGCGGUCCAAUGGCUUCUGACCUGAACUCAGCACAAGCAAUGGCCGUCUUCACUGUCGCAAGCUUCUUCGCGCUCCUGUGCAUGGCUCAACAAGCACGAGCUGUGAACUACACCUUCAUGAGGGAGGCGGUGGACGCGCCGCCGGUGGCCUACUACGACUACAUCAUCAUCGGCGGCGGCACGGCGGGUUGCCCGCUUGCCGCGACGCUGUCGCAGCGCUCGCGCGUGCUCCUCCUGGAGCGCGGCGGCUCGCCCUACGAGGACGGGCGCGUCCUGAGCAUGCUCCACUUCUCGGACGUGCUGGCGGACACGUCGGCGUCGUCCCCAUCGCAGCGGUUCGUGUCCGAGGACGGCGUGAUCAACUCCCGCCCGCGCGUGCUGGGCGGCGGCAGCUGCAUCAACGCCGGGUUCUUCACGCGCGCCGGCGCCGGGUACGUCAGGGCCGUCGGGUGGGACCCCAGGGAGGUCCUGGCGGCGUACCGGUGGGUGGAGGACGUCGUGGCGUUCCAGCCGGCGCUGGGCCCGUGGCAGGCCGCCGUGCGGAGGGGCCUCCUGGAGACCGGCGUGCUGCCGGACAGCGGGUUCACGUACGACCACAUCCCCGGGACCAAGGUCGGCGGGUCCAUCUUCGACGCCGACGGCCGACGCCACACGGCGGCGGAUCUGCUCCGGUACUCGAACCCCGACGGGAUCGACCUGUUUCUCCGGGCCAGAGUGGCCAGGAUCUUGUUCGGCUACAAAGGGACCAAGCCGGUGGCGCGAGGCGUGGUGUUCCGCGACGCGCAGGGCGGCGCUCACGUGGCGUACCUGAACCGCGGCGCGGCCAACGAGGUGAUCCUCUCGGCGGGGGCGCUGGGCAGCCCGCAGCAGCUGAUGCUCAGCGGCAUCGGCCCGGCCGACCACCUCCGGUCGCUCAGCAUCGACGUCAUCCUGGACCUGCCGGGCGUCGGGCAGGGCAUGUCCGACAACCCCAUGAAUGCCAUCUACGUGCCGUCGCCGUCGCCGGUGGAGGUGUCGCUGAUCCAGGUGGUCGGCAUCACCCGGUUCGGCAGCUACAUCGAGGGCGCCAGCGGCGCCAACUGGAACAGCCACCCCUCCGGCACGCAGCCUCCUCCUCGGAACUUCGGCAUGUUCUCUCCGCAGACGGGGCAGCUCGCGACGGUGCCGCCGGCGCAGCGGACGCCGGAGGCCAUCGCGCGCGCCGUGGAGGCCAUGAGCCAGGUCCCCGACGCGGCGCUCCGGGGCGGGUUCAUCCUGGAGAAGGUGCUGGGCCCGCAGUCGACGGGCAGCCUCGCGCUCCGCAACCUGGACCCCGACGACAACCCCUCCGUGCGGUUCAACUACUUCGCGCACCCCGACGACCUCCGGCGCUGCGUCGCCGGCAUCUCGGCCAUCGAGCGGGUGAUCCGGUCCAGGGCCUUCUCCCGGUUCACGUACCCCAACUUCGCGUUCCCGGCCGCGCUCAACGUCACGGCCGACUUCCCCGUGAACACGCUGCACGGCGGCCGGCGCGUCGGCGGCGACCCCAGGGCGCUGGAGCAGUUCUGCAGGGACACCGUGAUGACCAUCUGGCACUACCACGGCGGCUGCCAGGUCGGCCGCGUCGUGGAUCGCGACUACAAGGUGCUCGGCGUCGAGGCCCUCCGCGUCAUCGACGGCUCCACGUUCAACGCCUCGCCGGGCACCAACCCGCAGGCCACCGUCAUGAUGCUCGGCAGGUACAUGGGGGUGAAGCUCCUGAAGGAGAGGAUGCUCGUCGAAGGGCCAGGCGCCAGAUGAUCGCUGCACGUCGUGCCGUUCAGCUGCUAACCUUCCGGGUUCUUUUAGCGAUGAUGAUGAUCCUACAAGUUAUUGGAGAAACCGAUUGUAAUAGAUGGAAAUUCCGUGCCAAUUAGUAGGCAAUUAAAUUGCACGAAUUGUGGAAAUAUAUGGCAUUUGCAGCGUUCAUUUGA
Molecule: messenger RNA, 2491 nt
Organism: Panicum hallii
Lineage: Eukaryota; Viridiplantae; Streptophyta; Magnoliopsida; Poales; Poaceae
Product: protein HOTHEAD-like
Exons: 5
Coding region: 549-2318 (589 amino acids)
Molecular function (GO): flavin adenine dinucleotide binding; oxidoreductase activity, acting on CH-OH group of donors
Source: RefSeq, a predicted model, not a curated record